AUGAUGACGGGCCUCUCUGUGGAGCAAUUGAAUAGAUGGAAUGACAAUGGAUAUCUCAUCAUUCCCAAUGCUCUUUCGCCAUCUACCAUUGACUCCCUUCUCAACGAAACUCGCCAAAUGCUCUCUUCGUUUCCCAUCCAAGAUCAUCCCAUGACAAAGUUCUCUACCGGCGAGUCAUCGUCGCACAUCGGCGACGACUACUUUCUCCAGUCAGGCGACAAAGUUCGCUACUUUUUCGAAGAGGAUGCCUUCUCGAAGUCAGGAGAGCUUGCAAAGCCAAAAGAAAGAGCCAUUAACAAGAUCGGUCAUUACAUCCAUGAGUUGAAUCCGUAUUUUCGCGAGGCUACUUUUUCACAGCUACAUAGGGACAUCGCGCAAGCAUUUGGCUUUAUUGACCCGAGAGUCCUCCAAAGUAUGGUCAUAUGCAAACAGCCCGAGAUAGGUGGUGCCGUGCCACCUCAUCAAGAUAGUACAUUCCUGUAUACUGAUCCUCCGAGCGCUGUGGGUUUCUGGAUUGCUUUAGAAGAUGCAACAGCUGAAAACGGGUGUCUCAGCUUUGCCAACGGCUCGCACAGACGGACACCAGUCGAAAGUCGAUUCGUACGCAAGCCUGAAGGCGGUACAAGCUUUGAAUCAGUAGCAGGCUCUUCAUGGCCGCAAAAUCUGCAAAUUGAAAAGCCAAAGGAAGAGGAGAGCUACGAACUGGGAGAAGUUCAAGCAGGCACACUCGUCCUGAUCCACGGCAAUCUUCUGCACAAAAGUGAGAGGAAUUUGAGCCAGAAGCGCAGGCUGAUUUACACCUUUCACGUUAUUGAAGGAGACAAUCAGCAUCAGUAUGACCAAAGAAAUUGGCUGCAGCCUCCGAAGUCUGGUUUCUCGAGGCUCUACAAUUGA
Molecule: messenger RNA, 894 nt
Organism: Bacidia gigantensis
Lineage: Eukaryota; Fungi; Ascomycota; Lecanoromycetes; Lecanorales; Ramalinaceae
Exons: 1
Coding region: 1-894 (297 amino acids)
Source: RefSeq, a predicted model, not a curated record